UUGGCGUUGGUUUGACAGAACGCACGUUAAAACUAUCGCAAUUAAAAUGUUGUCUAAAGAAGCGGUUGAAGUCAUUUUAAUUGCACUAAUGAUGUACGAGACUCGCGAAUGUUUGCGAAAAAUAAAUUCCCGCCGGGAGUCUUGGGUGAGACCACUUUACUUAAGUCGGGAUAUCAAUGGACUAUUUGCAUCAAGUUUUGAAGAAAUGUAUAAUAAUGACACUGAGCAGUUCAAAAAAACGGUUAGAAUGAGCAGAACGAUGUUUGACCAUCUCCUCGGACUUGUAGGAGAGCGUCUUACUAAGCAUUCCAAUAGGCCAUCAAUACCUGCCGCAUUAAGACUCUUUUUAACUUUGAAUUAUUUAGCACAUGGAGGUAGUCAGCACAUGCUCGCCAUAUCAUAUAAAAUGGGACGCUCCACGGCAAAUAAAAUCGUUUUGAAAACAUGUGAGGUUCUUUGGGAUGAACUGGGUGGCAUAUACUUGUCUAUACCAAACCGACAUGAAUGGAAACGUAUUGCAAACGAUUUCAAUUCGAUUUGGAACUUUCCCAAUUGUGUAGGUGCUAUUGACGGAAAGCACAUAAUAUUAAAGUGCCCUCCUAGCUCGGGAUCCUUAUUUUACAACUACAAGGGAACAUACUCCAUCGUACUUUUGGCAUGUUGCGAUGCUAAUUACACGUUUACCUGCAUCGAUAUUGGUGCAUAUGGCUCUCAAAGUGAUGGUGGUGUAUUGUGCAAUUCGAGCUUUGGGAGAAGACUUUUCAACAACCAAUUAGACCUUCCCGAGGAUGAUAUUCUGCCACACUCCACCCUUAGAUUUCCUCAUUUUUUUGUUGGAGAUGCAGCAUUUCCCUUAAAAAGCUAUAUUAUGCGACCAUAUCCUAUUGAAAUUUUAUUCGUUUUUCUAAACAUACAUAUACGCUUUUUAGGAAUACGUUUGUCGCCUGACCACGAACUUUUCAAUAAGCGUCUUUCAAGAGCUCGGCGCGUUAUAGAAAACGCGUUUGGAAUUAUGACAACUCGCUGGAGAAUUCUUCUGUCCCCAUUGCAAAUGCAUCCAACGAGUGCCGAGAGCAUUGACAAAGCAACAGUGCUAUUACAUAACUUUUUAAAAAUGCACGAUGGCACUUAUUGCCCACCAGAAUUUGUCGACCAAUACCAAGGAGACAAUAUUGUCGGUGGUUUAUGGCGACAGGAAAUUACAACGCCCCUUCGACGAACUGGUCGAUUAAUGGCGAACAAUGCCGCCAGAAGUGCUUUCAAUUUGAGGGAUCAGUUAAAAGACUACAUAACCGCGCACCCUAUUAAUUAA
Molecule: messenger RNA, 1312 nt
Organism: Rhagoletis pomonella (apple maggot)
Lineage: Eukaryota; Metazoa; Arthropoda; Insecta; Diptera; Tephritidae
Product: protein ALP1-like
Exons: 3
Coding region: 47-1312 (421 amino acids)
Source: RefSeq, a predicted model, not a curated record